Messenger RNA from Geodia barretti, 435 nucleotides. The record is from the annotation of a GenBank genome assembly. Lineage: Eukaryota; Metazoa; Porifera; Demospongiae; Tetractinellida; Geodiidae.
AUGGCAGAAUACAUCCCGUCGCCCACCGAUUGGGUGCGCGAACAGGUGGAACAAUACGAGGGCAGCGGGGGCACCGAGGCGACACAGUUGCGGGACACCGGUUUUCCGGUAAUUAUCGUUACCAACCAGGGCAACAAGACGGGCGCCAUCCGCAAGACGCCGCUGAUGCGUGUGAAGGAUGGCAACAAUUUCGUACUGGUAGGUUCCAGGGGCGGAGCGCCGAAGAACCCGGUGUGGGUCUAUAACCUGCGGAACGACGCCAACGUGGAAAUCCGGGACGAAACCGAGGUUUUCACGAUGCGGGUUCGGGAGGUUGCUGACCCACAGGAACGAGCGCGGGUUUGGGAUCUGGCGGUGGCAGCAUUCCCAAACUACCAGGAAUACCAGGAACGAACUUCACGCACUAUCCCGGUGUUUAUCGCCGAGCCGGUUUGA